Messenger RNA from Cyprinodon tularosa, 1690 nucleotides. RefSeq names its product testicular acid phosphatase homolog. NCBI's taxonomy places the organism in Eukaryota, Metazoa, Chordata, Actinopteri, Cyprinodontiformes, Cyprinodontidae. Gene Ontology annotation, biological process: lysosome organization; peptidyl-tyrosine dephosphorylation involved in inactivation of protein kinase activity; regulation of neuronal synaptic plasticity. The record is from RefSeq and is a predicted model, not a curated record. The transcript has 11 exons. Gene Ontology annotation, cellular component: lysosome; postsynaptic membrane. Gene Ontology annotation, molecular function: receptor tyrosine kinase binding; acid phosphatase activity; protein tyrosine phosphatase activity. The coding region runs from base 334 to 1575 and encodes 413 amino acids.
GCUUCAACUUAACAAGGCCUAAAUUACUGUCUCUAGGCCUAAUAUAGACAAUGAGGGAUUCACAGCAACUGCUCCAUGAGGUAUCUGACUAAAAAGCCAGAUUUGUACCUGGGAGUCAUAAAGUAUUUAGAUUUAUAUUUUGAUAUAUUUGUUUUUCUGGAUUCUAAAAUCCUGUAUAACUAUAGCUUUUUCAUAAAGGCAUGUUUUUGCAGUUUUUGGUCAAGUACAUAGAAGGACUUGGAUUUUUUUCUUCCUUGAUACCCUUAUAAUAGAUAUUUUUAUAUUACAAAAACUGUGGAAUUUCUUAAAGGAAGCAGCUUUUCACAAGUCAACAUGAUGCUGAAGUUGCAGAUCAGUUUGGCAUGCUUAUACCUGCUCUGCUGGCUCUGCUUGACUGAGUCCCGGCAGCUGAAGUUUGUUGUUGCUGUGUUUCGACAUGGCGAUCGAUCGCCUAUUGAGUCAUACCCCAGGGAUCCACAUGGGGAGGAAGUGUGGGCUCAGGGCUUUGGCCAGCUUACUGAGCUGGGCAUGAAACAGCAGUUUGAACUGGGGAGAUAUCUACGCAGGCGCUAUGGAAACCUUCUCGGUGAGGACUACAACAACAAAGAGUUGUACGUCCGGAGCACUGACUACGACCGCACUCUGAUGAGCGCCCAGGCCUGCCUUGCUGGGAUGUUCCCCCCCACCAGACGCCCGCCUCCCAUCAUGCCCCAGUUACUGUGGCGGCCAAUUCCAGUGCACACCGUUCCCAGGGCGCAGGAUAAGCUGUUGAAGUCUCCAGGCAAAGACUGCCCUCGGUUCAGAGCUUUGAUGACGGAGACCUUUGAGAGCGCUCCCUAUCAGAGGUUCCUCCGUACUCACCAGAACUUUGUGGAACGGCUUUCCAACCACACUGGCUACCCCGUACCCAGACUGGUUGGGAAAAAAAUCUGGAGGGUUUACGACACCCUCACCUGUCAGAGGAUCCAUAACUUGACUCUCCCUCGUUGGGCCACCAAUGACGUCCUGGAUACCCUGAAGAGGAUAGCAUCCUUUGAGGUCACGUACAGCAUUCUCAGUCACAGGCGGAAAGAGAAGGCCAGGCUCUCAGGAGGGGUGUUGCUAAACGCCAUCCUGAGGAAUUUCUCCAGUGCUUUGGAGCAAGGCAACAAGCUCAAAUUCAUCAUGUACUCAGCUCAUGACUCCACACUCAUCACCCUCCAGGCAGCUCUGGACAUCUACAACGGGCUCCUUCCUCCCUACGCUGCCUGUCAACUCUUUGAGUUCUACCAGGAGUAUGAUGGAUCCUAUUCAGUGGAGCUACAUUACCGUAAUGAAUCCUCAUCCGACCCCUACCCCAACCCCGUGCCGGGAUGCAAUGGAUUGAACCCCUGCCCUUUGUCCACCUUCACCGAACUGGUGCGGGACGUGAUGCCGGACGAAUGGGAGGUCGAAUGUGGCAUGAGGAGAAGGUGGUCAAGCACAGGCAUCAUUACAUCUCUUGCAGUAGCAGUGGGUCUCCUGGCCGUGGCGCUGUUGUUCACUAUAGGGGUGGCAGUCCACAGGCGGAGACCAUCCUACUCCAGGGAUGUGUAGGAAACAGAACCACCAAAUAUAUGGCCAAAAUAAAAGAAUGCUCUCAAACUGUGAUUUCUGCUCUGAUAACUUUGAAUUUGUCAAACUGCAAUUUUAAGACCUUGUUUUUCUCUCA